GGUGCUUUGAGUGCUGCAUCAAAUGCCUGGGAGGUAUUCCCUAUGCAUCUUUGAUUGCCACUAUCUUGCUGUAUGCUGGAGUUGCACUAUUCUGUGGUUGUGGACAUGAAGCACUUUCAGGAACUGUCAACAUUCUGCAAACCUACUUUGAGAUGACAAGAGCUGCAGGAGAUGUUAUUGAUGUCUUUACCAUGAUUGACAUCUUCAAGUACGUGAUAUAUGGUGUAGCAGCUGCAUUCUUUGUAUAUGGCAUUUUGCUGAUGGUGGAGGGAUUCUUUACAACUGGUGCCAUCAAGGAUCUCUAUGGGGAUUUCAAAAUCACCACUUGCGGCAGAUGUGUUAGUGCGUGGUUUAUUAUGCUGACAUACAUCUUUAUGUUGGCCUGGCUUGGAGUUACAGCUUUUACAUCUCUGCCUGUUUACAUGUACUUCAAUCUGUGGACCAUUUGCCGAAAUGCCACCAUAGUGGAUGGAGCUAAUCUCUGCUUGGAUCUUCGCCAGUAUGGUAUUGUAACUAUUGGAGAGGAAAAGAAGGUUUGCACCUCUUCAGAAAGUUUCAUCAAGAUGUGUGACUCUAAUGAGCUAAACAUGACAUUCCACUUGUUCAUUGUGGCACUUGCUGGAGCUGGAGCAGCAGUCAUUGCUAUGGUAAGCUAUCCAGCAUUCUGUACUCUCUUCAUCACCUGA
Molecule: messenger RNA, 686 nt
Organism: Melopsittacus undulatus (budgerigar)
Lineage: Eukaryota; Metazoa; Chordata; Aves; Psittaciformes; Psittaculidae
Product: neuronal membrane glycoprotein M6-a-like
Exons: 5
Biological process (GO): neuron projection development
Cellular component (GO): axonal growth cone; plasma membrane; filopodium
Source: RefSeq, a predicted model, not a curated record